Messenger RNA from Camellia sinensis, 4687 nucleotides. Lineage: Eukaryota; Viridiplantae; Streptophyta; Magnoliopsida; Ericales; Theaceae. The record is from RefSeq and is a predicted model, not a curated record.
CUUGGCCGAUCAAACGAUUAUUUAAUGAAAAUUAAAAAAUCAGGAUUAGAAUAAAUAGUAUUAGGUAAAAAAAUUUCUCAAAUAUUUAUUUAAAUUUAAUAAAAAAUUUGUGUAUACUUUGAAUAUUCUCAAAGAAUUAAAAAAUGUUUUUGUUUUGUUUUGUUUUUUUUAAUUUUAAAAUAGUAUCCUCUCAUCUAGGUGUGUUUUGCAAAUCAUUUGUAGCUUGAGAGAGCUUUCAGUUGAGCCUCUUACUGUAAUGGGUAUUCAUUUUUCCAGCUCAUAGAGGUCUCACUGAGCGAGGGAUUCGAUUUCCUCUUCUGCUUCUCUGGUAACAUCAACUCUUUACUGUUUCCAAGUUGCACAUUCUUUCUUUUUAUCAUCUUCUCAGUGUUUCUCAUCAAAUUUCCUGGGAAAAUUCUCCUUUUUUUACCUUGUUUUUCUUCUGAACCAAACACCAUAAUAGAUACAUAUUUUGGGUGUUUGCUAUCAAAUUUCCUGGAAAAAAAUUCUCCUUUUUGGACCUCGGUUUUCCCCUUAACCAAACACUACAAUAGAUUCAGAUUUACAUCUGAUAUCUCUUUUUCUUGGUGGGUUAGGAAAAAGAUUUUGCGUAAAAAAUUAUUUUACUGGUGGGUAUACUCAAUUCAUUGUUUAGUUCUAGCUUAUACAAAUUUUGGGAUUUCAUGGGUUCAGAUGUACUUCUGGAAAAAAAAAUUACUCAAUUGUCUUUGGUGUUUGAUUGUUCUUUACUGAAAUUCUGAACCAGUUCCGUAUAUUUUGGAUUAGUUGAGACAAGUUGGAUUGUAUGCAUAAGGAAAGUCUAUUGAUUUAACCAUUACAACAGGUGAAUGUGGGUUUUGAUAUUUCUUUAAAUCAAAAAGUUGAUUAUGCUAAAAAUUCUUCUGACAUCAGUGUAAACUAAUUUAAUGGUGGGAACAUAUGGGAAUAUUUAUACCGGUGGAUGCUAAUGCUAUGCAUUUGUAAUUUUAUAUUUAAAUUUUUGAAUGAUUUGGUGAUUGAGGGGCGGUUUGAUAAAUGAGGAAAACGUUUAUAGUUUUCAACAGCUUGAUGAAUGAAAAAAAUGGUCCGGCAGUUGUUGGAGGUGACAAUUACUGGAUAUAAUGGGUAUUAUUGGAAAAUUAAAAAAGUGUGAUGGCGUUCACAUCAAUUGAGGUGUAUGUCUUAUGUAAUAGAAUAAAUAUACUCACGGCCAGUGCACAUCCUAUGCGUUUACAAUUGUCAGCUACAAAGUGAGAAUUCUAUGGUGCAAAUACGAAAAACAGAAGCAAUUACCAGAUGAGAUGGGUGAUCCAUUGAUUUUUCGUAUUUAUUCGUUGCAGUUUGUGGAGAUUUUAGUAUUUGAAUGGCAAAAAAAUACUUCUUUUGUUCAACACAUCAAAAAAAAAUAUAUAUAUAUACUUCUUUUGUGACAUUUUUGGAAUACAAAAGUGAGGUGUUCACAUUAUAAUAUAUAAUGUAUACACUUGGUUAUUUUAUUUGGGUACUGGAUUUCUGAAAAGCUAAUGAUGCGAAAAUAAGAAAGCUUCGAUGUAGAUGAUAUGGACUAGAAUGUAUGGAUGCUUCCCAUUAGACUUGCUCCAAAAUUUGUUUUUGUUUUGUGUCUGUUAAAGUUUGUUUUGUGUCUGUUAAAGUGGGUCUGAGGCAUGAGCUGAGGUUUGUUUUAUGUCUUGUAAUUUUUCAUCUGUAAUUCUUCUUCUUCUUCUUCUUUUUAAAUUAUUAGAAGAGAGAUAAUAAGACUUGAACCCAGGCAUCACACUUUGGUAAGAAAAUGCUUCAAUGGCCAAGGCCACCCCUAGGUCUUCAUUGUUCAAUUUUCUCUAUAGAUGUAUCUUUUCGUUUAGUUUCACAUGACAUCUUUUCUCUAUACAAUAUGGCAUUUUCUAUAAGUAGAUUUAAGUAUUGUUUCUGAUAGAUAAACUCUUCGUAUUUUUUAUAACACCUUUUUUCAGGGGAUGGUAUGACACUUCGCAGCCAGUUAUUUGAUCUCCCAGCCACCGGAGUGUACCUAAGACGGUUAAUUGAUCAUUCUAACUUUCAAUAUGGAAGUUGGAGUUCUAUUUCAAAGGUUGUAUCACAUACAAAUCCAGAGACUGCUCUUGAUCAUAGGAAUGAUAGUUUAUGUUGUAGUUCUAUUUCAAUUGUUAUCGUUCCCUUACAAAAAUUAUAUGUCAGCGCCAUCACAUACAACUAAGGGAUCAGUUUUUGUGACGGUUGGUUCAAAAUUGACUAGUAUCGGUAUAGUUCAUAGGGUGGUUAAUAAUUCUACGUCUUCUGAUUCCGAUGUCAAGGCUGGCAGUGAAACUGAAAUGGAAUCAGAUGUUGACGGAGAGAUGGAUAGUUCUUUUGAAAUGGAUGAGGAUGGAAAAUCAUGCAAUGAUAUCGCAUUUGAGAGCAAUUUGGACCUUGAUAAGAGUUUGAGAAUGGGAAAUUUCACACAAGCAGAUAAUAGCUCUACUCCAGAAAUGGUUAUAGAAUUUCAACUUGGUCCUAUGGGACACGUUAAAGAAUCAGAUAAAAAUGCUACACUGGACAAAACUCGAAAGACAAACGCCUUUUCUUUACCAGGGAAAGUUCGCAAUCAAUAUGGUUUUGAGUCCCUCAGAGUCACGUCGCCAAGAAACUCUUCAAAUGAGAUAGGAAACUUCGAUGCAGAUUCAAGAACUCCACUGUUUAUGGAAGCCCAGUCCAAUGGUACGAAUAAUGAGCUGUUGCAAACUGUUUCGGCUUCUUGGAGCAAUAAUUCUUUGGUGUCUGGGAAUUUCAUUAUGAACCGGAGGCAUGUUAAGCCAACAUCGAUAUACCAAAUGACUUUAUUAUUGCUUCAGAGUUCUGAUUCUUCUAAAUCAGAGAGGCCAAAGUGGUCUUCCCCACGUGAUCGGGAACUUCAAUAUGCAAGAUUACAAAUUGAGAAUGCUCCUACUAUAAAGAACAGCCCAGAACUCCAUCCUUCACUUUUUCGAAAUUUUUCCAUGUUUGUUAGGAGCUAUGAGUUGAUGGAACGAAUGCUCAAAGUUUAUAUCUACAAGGAAGGAGAAAAGCCUAUGUUCCAUCAGCCAUAUUUGAGAGGAAUUUAUGCUUCUGAAGGAUGGUUCAUGAAACUGAUAGAGGGAAAUAAACAAUUUGCUGCGAGGGACCCCCGAAAAGCUCACUUGUUUUAUUUACCUUUUAGUUCACAAAAGCUAAGGAGUACUCUUCAUCAAGAUAUACUUGCCAAUCGUCAGGACAUGGAGAAAUAUCUAAAGAAUUACACAGACAUUAUCGCCAAAAAGUAUCGUUUUUGGAACCGAGCUAGAGGAGCAGAUCAUUUUCUUGUUGCUUGUCAUGAUUGGGCAACUCGGAUCACAAGGAAUAAUAUGGGGAGUUCCAUCCGAGCUCUUUGCAAUGCCAAUGUUGCACGAGGCUUCAGAGUAGGUAAGGACGUAUCUUUGCCAGUGACAUAUAUCCGCACUUCACAGGAUCCACAUAAAGAUCUUGGAGGAAACCCCCCUUCAGAGAGACCUAUAUUGGCGUUCUUUGCAGGAAGCAUGCAUGGUUAUCUGCGUCCCAUUUUGCUACAGUAUUGGGAGAACAAAGAACUGGACAUGAAGAUUGUUGGCCCUAUGCCCCGCGACAUUGAAGGCAAAUUGAAGUACAGAGAGUACAUGAAAAGCAGCAAGUAUUGCAUUUGUGCAAGGGGUUAUGAAGUCCACACACCCCGGGUCGUUGAAUCCAUUUACUACGAGUGUGUGCCGGUGAUCAUAUCAGAUAAUUAUGUCCCUCCAUUCUUUGAGGUACUCGAUUGGGAAGCGUUUUCUGUUUUUGUUUUAGAGAGAGAUAUCCCAAACUUGAGGAAUAUACUUCUCUCGAUUCCAGAAGAGCAGUACCUUGCAAUGCAGCAGAGAGUGAAGAUGGUGCAACGGCAUUUUCUUUGGCACAAAAAGGCGGUGAAGUAUGAUUUGUUUCAUAUGACCCUUCACUCAGUGUGGUACAACCGAGUUUUUCAGGUAAAACUUUAGAUGAUGGUGUGAGAGUAUGGCAAAAUAGGAUUCAUGUAGCCGACUCCACUUGAUUGGGACAAAAGGCCUAGUUUGGUUUGUUAGAGAAAUGUGGAUUUUUGAAUUCUGAUAAAUCAAGAAAAUCAAUGCACAUCACAAAACCAUAGGAAAAUCUGUCAUUUGUGAUUGUCAUUGGAGGAAUUGAUGAUUUUGGGAGAGCCAAGCACCGCGGCCAAAACUGAUCGUUGGUCUGCAUCUUUCAAUGUACAUAGCAUAUUGAUUCAGUGAUUGGUUCCAAUCAAUCGGUGGUGCUUAUUCUCUAGAGCCUUUGCAAUAUUGCCUCAAAAUCUCAGGUACAAGAUGACCCAACAUUUUGAGCUUGUCUUCUGCUGCUCUUUUGAUGAUGAGGGUUGUGACACAAAAUUCUAAUCGAGUCUUGAGAUUACCAAGUUUUCAUUCAAGAUUUGGAACGGGUUGUGCGUUGAAGUUCUAAUCUGUCUUAGCAUGCCAAUUUUCAAACAAUUUGAUCUUUUGUGAAGGAAGGAAAAUGGUAUAAAUGAGUCUUCUGUUUUUGGGCAAGAUUUUGCUGUUGCAAAAACUUCAGUUGCCUUGGACAUUCUAAUUCAUCUAAUGACACAAGCUGAAUUAUACAAACUUCCCAUUGAAAUGUAUAACUAAUAUUUUUCUCCAAA